AUGUCACCAUUUCAAGCCAUGUAUGGUUGUCUCCCUCCCCACAUGGCUUUUCCCUCAACUGCAACAACUACAAUAGCUGUUGUAGAAACUUAUAUGAAAGAAAGAGAUGCAAUGCUAGAUAUCCUGAAGGAAUCUCUUCAUAAAGCUCAAGAGAGGAUGAAAUUUUAUGCUGAUAAAUCCAGAGUUGACAGGGUAUUUGCUGUGGGAGAUAUGGUUUACUUGAAUCUCCAACCAUAUAGGAAGGCUUCAGUCUCCUUAAGAAAUUUUUUUAAGCUGUCAGCCAAAUUCUAUGGUCCCUUCCCUGUGGUGCAGAAAAUUGGGUCAGUGGCAUAUAAAUUGCAGCUUCCCUUAGAUGCCAGAAUCCAUCCUGUGUUCCAUGUGUCUCAGCUGAAAAUGCCCAUUGGUAAGACGCAUAUUCCAUCACCUUCUCUUCCCAUUGUUGAUCAUGCUGGUGAAAUUAUCAUGAGGCCUGAGAAUAUCCUUCAAUCCAGAACCAUGCCGGUUGGCAAACAACUUCAUCGUCAAAUCCUCAUCCAAUGGACCAAUUCUUGCCCUGAAGAUGCUACUUGGGAAGACCUCACUUCCAUCAGAUCACACUACCUAAAUUUUAUCCUUGAGGACAAGGAUAUUUUUCAGAAGAGGGCCAUGACAUAG
Messenger RNA from Papaver somniferum (opium poppy), 654 nucleotides. RefSeq lists its product as uncharacterized. Lineage: Eukaryota; Viridiplantae; Streptophyta; Magnoliopsida; Ranunculales; Papaveraceae. The transcript has a single exon. The coding region runs from base 1 to 654 and encodes 217 amino acids. The record is from RefSeq and is a predicted model, not a curated record.